CUUAAAAUGGCAAAAGUCAAGGCCCAAAAACGGCCUGGGAAAACCGGCCAGAGCCACCUUCGAGCCCGGAUUGCAUUCUUAUACAAAGCGUCGACUUAUCUUCAAGCUACGUCUCUACCGAAACCUUCUACAGACAAGAAGCCUAAUCAUGCUGGGCCCCAUGGAUCUCAUGCCCUAUUACAAGAACACGAUGAAGAGCCAACUUCGCAACCACUGUUUAGUAGCAAGGUUGCCAGUGAUAGCAAAAACUCAACGACUGACAACGCAUUCUUCGCUCCAAACCACUUGCAGGAACAACAGCCCACACAUCAUGUUCCGGUCUCAAAGCUCUCUCGCAAUUUAGCUUCCCAGAUGCGCGGAGUAUCUCUCAAGUCGCAACUGCGACUACCUCACGACAUCAAAAGAUCGAUCUGCAAAGUAUGCGACUCGCUGCUGAUUCCCAACGCGACCUGUGUGGAAACGGUGGAGAAUGCCAGCCGUGGGGGGUCGAAGAAGAAGCCAUGGGCUGACGUUCGCGUGGUCCGCUGCAAUAGCUGCGGCUCUAUAAAGCGGUUCCCACAGACUAAAAAGCAAGAAGCAAAAAGCUUGCGGAGCGCAAGAAGCGGUUGAAAGCCGGGGCAGGAUGACCGGACCAAGAGGUCGAACCAGUCCGCGGCGCAGCUACCUGCUGUGGAUGUUUUCCGUUGUAUUUCCUCUGGAUGCCUUCGUGACUCGAAAAGAACAUGUCUCGAUGAAUGGAAUAUAGAUAACUUACUGGACUCACUAAAUUCCCGUGUCGAUAUGGCUAAG
Histoplasma capsulatum G186AR is the source of this 789-nucleotide messenger RNA. Its product is annotated as RNAse P Rpr2/Rpp21 subunit domain-containing protein. The transcript has a single exon. The record is from RefSeq and is a predicted model, not a curated record. Gene Ontology annotation, biological process: tRNA processing. Gene Ontology annotation, cellular component: nucleolar ribonuclease P complex. Bases 7 to 609 code for a protein of 200 amino acids. NCBI's taxonomy places the organism in Eukaryota, Fungi, Ascomycota, Eurotiomycetes, Onygenales, Ajellomycetaceae.